GUGGAGCAGAGUGAAGGUUUGUUUGUUUAAAGCCAAAACAGGGAGGAAAAAAAAAAAAGUGAAGAGGAAAAUCGAAAAUCAAGCCCCAAUCUUCGCUUUAACCAGCGAUUAGUGUUUUUAAUCUUCUUUUUAACUUUAAUUAAUUAAUUAGUCCUUCAAGUUUAUUAAUAUUCUCUUUGGCUGAAAAAUAGUAAUACACCCAGUAAGAAACUUCGCAAAGCAAACCAUUGUUUAUUGGUGUUUUUGGGAGCAAAAUCUAACAAUUUCUUUCUUUAUUGUUAAGGGACUUUUCGCUGAUUGGUAGUUAGCUAGGGUUUUGAUUCAUUUAUUUUCGAAGUUUCGUGAAGAUGAUGAGGAUUUGAAGUUGCAGCAAUGGCGGCGGAGGGGAAAUGAGCGAGAAUCGUUCGUAAUGUUGUUGGCAAGGAGGCAAAGCAGCCGCUUUGUGCGAUUCCUCUUCUCUCUCUCUCCUCGGCGUUUUGCGGAGGACAUGGCUGCAACUUCUGCGGCUUCUGUAAUCUCCAGAGGAUUUCACGUUGAAUCUCCUUCUUCCUCUUCUUCUUCGUCUUCGUCUGUUCGGUUUUGUGCUUUCGCCGUCAGAGGUUGCUUCGAGUCCGAUCCUCACAAUCGCCAUCCUCGUCUCAGCUCGCUCCACACUAACGGUAAAGCCAGUAAUGGAGGUCGGCGGAGCAGUGGGUUUGAUCAUCACAAGGCUCAGUUCGUUCGUGAUUUGGAAUUGGAGGGGAUUUCUCCUUUGCAGGACGUCCGUACUGCCGAUGCUCGUAGUUUGGCGCCAAAUGGAUGCGACAUGGCGUUUCAACGCGGAAACGUGAUAGGAUUCCCUAACCAUUCUUUGCCCCGGGAUAAGAUUGCCGUCGCCGUCGACGUUGACGAGGUUUUGGGGAACUUUGUCUCGGCCCUGAACAGGUUUAUUGCGGAUCGUUAUUCUUUGAAUCAUUCUGUUUCAGAGUACCAUGUCUACGAGUUUUUCAAGAUAUGGAAUUGUUCCCGCGAUGAAGCUGAUAUCCGUGUUCAUGAGUUCUUCAAGACCUCAUAUUUCAAGACCGGGAUCCACCCUAUCCCAGGUGCUCAGAAGGCGCUUCAUAAGUUAUCAAGAUUUUGUAACCUUUCUGUUGUGACGUCUAGGCAGAACGCAAUCAAGGAUCACACAAUUGAGUGGAUUGAGAAACACUAUCCGGGAUUGUUUCAGGAGAUUCACUUUGGCAACCACUUUGCUCUCGAUGGUGUCUCAAGGCCUAAGUCAGAUAUAUGUAGGUCAUUAGGAGCAAAAGUUUUGAUUGAUGAUAACCCAAGAUAUGCCAUCGAAUGUGCUGAUGCUGGAAUUCGGGUUCUACUUUUCGAUUAUGAGAACUCCUAUCCUUGGUGCAAGACCGAUUCCAUCAAUGAAAACCCCCUAGUGACUAAAGUCCAUAACUGGGAAGAAGUGGAGCAACAGUUAAACACAUUGGUUUUUCAUUAGUUAUUCAGUCAUAUAUAACUUUGCGAGAAUUCAGAAGAGACCUAGAAGAUUUAUCGGCUGAUUUUUAUUUUAUGCCUAGAAGCAUCAAAUGGAUGCUGAAGAAAGUUGGCUUAUACCGGUCUUUUGCCGAAGCAGCUAGAAGAGAGAUCCAGAAGGGUCUUGGUAAAAGCUGGGUUAAGGCAAAUUAUAAGGAGUCAUACACUUGCUUAUUCCUCCUCUCCAUUUUGAGGCAUGGAAAAAAAAUAAAAAUAAAUUGGGGUUUCUGAUUUGGGAUUGUGACAGACUAGUCAUGUUACUUUGUUAGUUUCAUUUGUAGGUUGCUUCUUUUAUUUUCUUAACGCAUCUAUGAUUUAUUUUGGUCAGACUGAUUCAGCAGAAAAUUUGGCCAUGUUGAAGCUUGUUUGUUUCUCUUUCUUUUUGAGGAAGAUAUAUAGUAGGAGAAAUGUAAAUAAAUAACCGAAUGCUAAUUGCUGCAAUACUCCCAAUUGAGAAAAGAAAAAUACGCAGUAGUUUUA
Molecule: messenger RNA, 1992 nt
Organism: Morus notabilis
Lineage: Eukaryota; Viridiplantae; Streptophyta; Magnoliopsida; Rosales; Moraceae
Exons: 7
Coding region: 410-1477 (355 amino acids)
Biological process (GO): deoxyribonucleotide catabolic process
Molecular function (GO): 5'-nucleotidase activity
Source: RefSeq, a predicted model, not a curated record